GUCCAUGUUCCGAAUGUGGUGUGACUUAUUUUUGUUUUGUAUUAAUUUUCAAUAUAGUAAUUAUAAAUGUGAAAUGAUACAAAAUGUGUUAUCCCAUAUAGUGGAACCUUGCUUUGGCUGAAUGGAUCCCUACGUUGGGUGGUAUCAGCCCGAGCAGGAAGGACCCGCGAAGCGCUUGUGGCUUCGUAUCUGGGAAACUCAAAGUGAAACAGACAAAAUGAACCUCAAAAACUUAGAGAACGCUAAUCCUAAUGUGAAUAAAGCACAAGACUUUAUACCAUUAAACGAAGUGAACGGUGAAAAUAGGAAUAAUAAUUAUUUUAAUCCUACGCGAAGGAAAGCGAACGAUAACCGCGCAUCUACGUUUAACCUGAAUCAAAACCACGAUGCUCUCAUAGGCGAAUACGGUGGCUGCCCGUGGCGGAUACCUAAUUAUAAUUACAAGCCUGGAGUUUUAGGGCUCCACGAGGAAAUCGAGCACUUCUACAUGUACAUGUCUCCCACGGAGACUGAACACCUGGUCCGCUCCACAGUCGUCAGCCGCAUCCGCAGCACAAUCCUGUCCCUGUGGCCUCAGGCCCGCGUCGAGGUGUUCGGCUCUUUCCGGACCGGCCUCUACUUGCCGACGAGUGACAUCGACCUCGUAGUCAUUGGUCAGUGGGAGAAGCUGCCCCUGUGGACUUUGGAACGCGAAUUGGUCGGGCAGAACAUUGCGGAGAAGGAGAGCAUCAAAGUUUUAGAAAAGGCCACGGUCCCGAUUGUGAAGAUGACCGACAAAUACUCCGACGUUAAGGUGGAUAUUUCGUUCAACAUGAGCAACGGGGUCAAGAGUGCAGAGCUCAUCAAGCAGUUUAAGGAAAAGUAUCCAGUUCUAUCUCGACUAGUCAUGGUCUUGAAGCAGUUCCUGCUGCAGCGUGACCUGAACGAGGUUUUCACUGGCGGAAUCUCCUCCUACUCCCUGAUCCUCAUGUGCAUCAGCUUCCUCCAGCUACAUCCAAGACCCGACAGGCUGAGACAGCCACAUAACCUGGGAGUGCUGCUCAUCGAGUUCUUCGAGUUGUAUGGGAGGAAGUUCAAUUACGUUAAGACGGCGAUAAGAGUUAAGAAUGGCGGGUCAUAUGUUUCAAAGGAUGAAAUACAGAAGGAAAUGAACGACGGACAUCGUCCAUCGCUGCUCUGCAUAGAGGAUCCCCUGACGCCCGGCAACGACAUCGGCCGCUCCAGCUACGGCGCGAUACAAGUCAAGCAGGCGUUCGACUACGGGUACAUCAUCCUGCAGCAGGCCGUGGCGCCGCACAACGCGCUGCUGUCGCGCCACAGCGUGCUGGGCCGCGUGCUGCGCGUCACGGACCACGUGCUGCAGUACCGGCGCUGGGUGGCCGGCACCUUCGAGCCCUUCUUCUUCCCGCACCGGCCGCGCCCGCGCCGCGCGCCCAGCCGCUCCCCCGCGCGCUCGCCGCCGCCGCCCUCGCCGCCCUCCCCCUCGCCGCCCUCGCCGCCCUCGCCCUCCGCGUCCGACAGCUCGGCCGAGUGGUCGGACGCGCCGCGCGGGCGCACGUCGCCGCCGCCGCUGUCGGCGCUGCAGUGCUCGUCGCCCACGCCGCGCCGCGUGUCGGCGCACCAGAACCUCAUCAUCCACCACAUCACCAGCAACUCGGACUUCAACAACAUCCCGUCGGGUGAGUGCGCGGCGCGGCGGGCCGACGCUCCCCGGGGGCGCCCCGGGCCCGCGCCCUCCGCCCGAUCUGACCCCGUUUCCGCCGCAGGUGUGAUGCAGCAGCGCUACGGGCCCCCCGCGGCCCCCGCCGACGCCAAGGGCCGCGGCUCGCGCUCGUUCUCGGCCAAGCAGAAGCGCUACAACGGCUCCCCGCCCGCGCAGCGCUACCGCGGCGACGCCCGCCACAAGAAGCGCCGCCAGGUGGCGCAGCCGCGAUGAUACCGCGUCGGGCCGCGCCGGGGCCGGGGCCGGCCGGCGACCGGGCCGGCCGACGGGACUGACUGAGUGAACCGCGACGUACGUUCGAGACUAUAGUCCGUCGAGUGUGUCCUCGGCCGACGGAGUGCGCCGUAGAUUUUAAAUGACUCGGAGACUGCAGGGAGUGGCGGGCCCGCGCGCCUCACGAUGCGAGCGGGGGGGCGGGUGGUGGGGGGGGGGUCGCCGCCGUGCCGCGACUCCGUUAGCGACGCGACGCUAGCCUAUUUUGUCGUAAAGUGGUUCUACAGUAGUAAUAAAAAAAUAUAAAAAAUUACCUUUAUUAUAAGUAUUGGCUCGUUUUAAGCAGCCGCCUGGUGUGCCAGUGCCAGUGUCCGGGCGAACUCGAAUCGAACGUGCGUCACAUCUUAUAGUGUUUGUUGUGAAGUUCAAAAUUGAUGAGUAAGUCUUUCGUACUCGACGUAACGUACCGCGUCGUUCCCUGUAACGUGAGCCGUUAAAUCUGCGUGCGUGAUCAGUGAUUUGUACCGGAGUGAGAGUUUGUGUCAUAACACCAAUUGCAGCUGUAUUAUAUUGUUAUGUGCGAUGGGAAGCUGACCGUAUGUUUAUAUGUAUUGCUGUGCGAUUUGAUAUCUUACACCUACGGAGUAGUGAUUAGUAUCCUUUGUAAAAUUCUUAACGGAACUUUGUUAUUUUUAUAUGAAAGUCAUUGUAACGAUUUGGUUUGGGGUCAGUGACUGUAUUUCGAGUAAACUUAAAAAACAGUACAAGUAUACGUGUCUGUGUCUACGUGUCAUGGAAUACAUUUUACCAAUAACACAGCAGAGUUGUGCACAAGUUUUUUUUUACAAAUAAAAGUAACUAAAAAUAGUAGCGAUACAAAUUAUGAGUGUAAUAUUUGGUGUUACAGACAGACUUUUGAGAUCACAUAUUAUUAUUUAUAAGAAUUCAGUCUUGUUUGUGAUACGAUGCCGUUGACUGCCAUGAGCUUGCAGCUUUUGUUAUGAUAUAUAUGUUGAGCAACCAAGACUACGGUAUAGCAGAUCCUAAAAUUGUAUGUUUUUUUAACUGAAGUUACCUUACAUAUGAGAAUAAUGUUUGCAGUAAAGUUCUAUACGUGUGAUUGUUGCCCCGUGGUGCUUGUUUUGUAUGAGUUUAGAACGACUGCUAUUUACUCAUUACGAACUUCAAUGAUGAUAUUCCGUUGAGUCACUUGUCUGAGUACGUGUAAGAUUGUAUCACACUCCGAUUAACUUAUGAAAUGUAUAAAAUUAUAAAUCAUAUUAGAUUUAAUGUUAUGUAUUUGUAAUUGUCGUACGGAGCAGUUUUUUGUGUUUAGUUAUCUGUUCCUAAAAACCCUUUGUGAACCAUUUUUCAUUGUGACUCUAAUUCAAUUUCAUCGUUAGUCUAAUGACCUUAAGCUCAUGUAUGUACUCAACUUAAAAUCAGUUACUCUUUAAGAAAUACUUAGAUUGUAAUUCAUCAAAAUUUGUUAAGACAAAAGGCCAGACAUUUUUUGUUUAUAUAAAUAUAUCUGUGCUCAAAUACUGCUUCGUUCAACAACAAGAAGUACUGUUCUCUCUAAGCCCGCUCUGUUGCCGGCGGUUGUUACGGGACGACAGCGACGCUCCGCGGUUGUAUCGAUACAAUAGAGAAAAUAUUUGAUCUAAAGUCUUCGAUAGGGACAAAAAAUGGAAUUGAAAAUGACGUCACCUCUAUUCAUCUCUCGCUCGCACAGUAGCGCUGUCUCUACUCGCUCGCCGGUAUCGAGUGCGAGUAAACUUCCCUCGAGCUACAAUAAUUGUUUCUUACGCCGCAUUGAAUGUAUUUUAAAAAUAUAUAUCUGUGCUAAUAUUACAAGUGAAAAAGUAACUUUUAUCUGUCCGUCUGUACGUUACGUUUUCAAGGCUAAACCAGUGAAUAGAUUCUGAUGAAAUUUGAUACGAAGCAAACUGGAAACCCAAGGACAGAAUCUGCUUUUUUUCACCCUUUGUGGAAGCUAAUGUUGGGGUCUGUUGUAGGGCGCGUUAAAAUGAAACCAUUCGAAUCUGGUCGAUUAAUAAUUAUAUAACGAAUUAAACAUUUAGUAACAUAUUAUGAGCGAGGAUUUUCAUUGCAUUUAUCUCUGCGAGUCGUUACUCGUACUCGAUACCGGCGGGUGUAGUACAUUUUGUAAUUUUAUUAUCAUUAAAAUAGAUAAGAUAGAUAAAUGAAACAAAUCCAUCGAUAUAAUAUGUUAGUAUAUUUUCUUAAUCUAUUAUAUAAUAAUUAAUCAACACGACACAUAUGCGAACAAAAUACAUAAACAGACGGCUUAGCAUUCAAAGGGUCCACACAGCCAGACGGACGGACGAACACAAUUCUGUACCGCGGGUGUCGCACACGAACUACACCACACGGAAUUAUUCCCGAUGUACUCUUAUAAACGUACGUUAUAAACUCCGUUUACUCAUAGAUCUCUUUAAACCUUGUAUUUAUAUGUAAAUAAUCCGUAUUUAUUUGUAAAUCGAUUCAUUAAUAAAUAUUGUAUUGGAUGUGUAAUAAAAGGGGCCACAUCUAGUUAUACCCGUAUCUUAUUUGUAUGAAUCGGUGGUGUUCAUUUGAUUAUCACGAUCUCUAGAUAUCUCCCGUCGACUUGUCGAACGUUACUCGAUAAAUAAUGUAAGUGAAACUGUAAGUUAGCUGAUAAUACUAGUGUCACUGGAUGUGGUAUCUAUUUUGUUUUAUAUAGGCUCAUGUUACUCCACUCGGAUCCGAUUCAAAUAUUCAGACCACAUAAAAUUUACCUCUCAGCACUCACACGAAGAUUCGUUUCUCGGUUUUCGUUCAGUUUUACCGAUCAUUGAUAGACCGUGAUGAUCGUAUGUGUGUGUGAGUGAUUAACUGACCACUCACUAAGACACUGCGCAGUUCGAAUUAUGUACAGGGUGUCCCUAAAAACAAAAUUAAUAUUGAAACAUUCUCAUAUUUUCAAAUGUCUAAUAUUGCUGCCGAACGUCAACUCGUAUUCGUUGGUUUAUGAAUCACCCUGUAUAUAUAAUUUGGUUUAUUCUGCGAGCAGUCGUCACUGCGAUUAUUUGAACUGUGGUCUGAUCUUUCAACUCUCGUAUCCAUUGAGUUGACAUACUGUCUAGUCUAGUUUUAUAUAAAUCGACGCGAUAACAGUAGCUCGAUCUAGUUCCGUUCGUCGGACGUCCGCCAGGUGUCACUCGUGAUGGAUGUCGUAUACUCUCAUAAAUUCGGGUGCUCGUCGAGAGCGUUCGCGUAAGAAAUUCCAUGGUUGUGUUUUGCGAGCGUUCUCACGGUUUUUGUAUCGACUCAGUUAAACCGGGUCUCCUGCGAUGAAAGUUAAAUAUUAUGUCAUACAUAUAUAACUCUGUAAACAUGUAAGGAUUAGUUUAUUGUUAUCGUAAUAAAUUUUGCUGUCACAUAUUUUAAUAAUAGUUCAUUACUGUUACAUAUAUGUAGGGUAUUAAAAUAUAUAUACUGUGACGUUCGGGGCAGUAAAAUAUUUGUAAAAAUAAAGUCAGUAAUUUACUCUAAAGAAAUCGUACGAUAUAAUACUGAAAUAGGUCCAAAAAUAGGCCCCGCCCACAUUUUCCAAUUUCUAACAUAACAACGGUCGCGGAGACUCGGGCUUAUGAAACAGACAAACGUCUAGCUCGCAGUGGCGCUGCCCGCCAUCGCUGUCGGCGAGCCCCCCUCCGUGUCGCCGCGCAUGUAAUACAUAUAUUAAGUUGACGAUGCUAUACUGCCGUAGCUGACGUGAAGGUGACGAAAUUAACUUAGAAGAUAUAGUCUUUGUAAAAUGAAGUAGAAAAAAGAAUAGGCCAUUACUGAGAAUGAUCAAUUUUUUUACAUUUUUUCUAACUAUAGAGGCGUGCACGUCUCGUCGCGGUCGUUCAUUAUAUAAACAUUAGUUACUGAUAAAAUUACUUCGAUGAAUGUGUACGCGGGCCUCUGCGACUGACGAGUGAUAGAUUAACGCUAAUAUUUUUUAAACAAAAACAUAAAAAUUAUAAAAAAUGUUAUAUUAACGAGUGCAACUAAAAGUACUGUACGAUUUUAGUGUUUAAGUGUUCACCUCGUGGCGUAUGAUGCCAGAAUGCUACAGGACGAGUUGAAUGUUGAACUAAUUUAUGUAAACAUAAUAAACUCGAUUUGAUUUAGUCUGAUUUGUUCGAAGUCGUACAGAAUGUAAACAAAACGUGACUAUUAUUCGUAGGCGUGUUGUAAUCGUUACUAAAGUAUAAUGUAAGUUUAUUAAAAAUAGUACAAUGCAUUUCAAGUAAGAAUAGAAGCGACUCUUGUCGUAUUUUGACGUCCUUUAGUAGCUGUAAAUAUAAACCGGUUAAGUAUGGUGUGCAAAAUAAAUGUUUUUGAAAAAAUAAAUCUUUACAAAAGAAACAAGAAUGAAAAAGUUUUCAUCUACAUCUAGCUUCAAAUAAAAAACGCUUCAUUCUAGUAAGAAUCAUCAUCGUCCUCAUAUUAUCACCAUUGUAUAUAUUAUCACGAUGACAAUGAAAAAAACAGCUAUUCAUUAUUUUUAAAAUGAAAUAAAACUUGAAAAUAUUUUGUGAUAAUAGGAGUUAAUUAAUUGUUAAAGUCUAAGAUUAAGUUAUCAACUAAAAAUAAAUAAAUAAAAUCAAUUCUCUAAUCAGACAAGGAAAGGAAAAAAGUUAAAUAAUAUUUUUUUGCAAACCGUACUCUUUAAGUGUCAGACAGGUCGCAGACGUUCCUAUUCUUAUUCGAAUGACAUUCUAAGUGACGUAACUUCAGUUUUGUUUACACUUUGUACAAUUUCUCUUUGAAUGGACUCAAAUAUACUCUAAUUUUGUAACCUCGCUCUCAAUAUCAGUUCGAUUGAGGAUCUCUCGCGAUGUUCUUUUAUCUGUUCUUUAUUAAUAUAGAUUUGGAUAUUUUUCUCAUGAAUUUCAAGCAAAGUUUGAAACCAGAUUUAAAAUGUUUGUAAUGUUUGGAAAUCUCUAUUUUGAAAAGUUUCCUUCAUACCCCUAAUACUCGAUUACCGAUACUACUACCGACUCGAAAGAGUUGACGAUCUGUAUCGUUCGAGUGGAGAGUAUUAUCUGUUUAUUAUUAAGUGUUUAUAUUAAAAUCACAAUAGUGCCGAUAGCUGACUUUAAAAUAAAGUAUCGUACACAAUAACAAUCAGAAUUUAGCUUUAAACGCGAUCGUGAUGCGUUUUCUUUGCCCAAAAUGUAACUCUAGCACAUUCAUUCUUAAUUUUAUUCAACUCACAGAAGUAAUAUGCUUUAAAACUUAUUACGCUAUAAACUGUAUCAGUAUCGUAUCAUUCUGUAACGUUGCAGUCAAAUUAGUCCUUGAAAUUUUAAUGAUAAAUAAUUUCUUUUUCGGGUAUAUAUCUCAAGCAAUCAAGCAAUUGAGCAUCUUCAACCUUCAUUGUAAUAUAUGUGAUUUGAGACUUCGAAAUAGAUUCAAAAUGUCCUGAUCGAUGCGGCUCGAGUCACGUGACGAGAUGUUUCCAAACAUAAUAAACAAGACCACGUCUCUACUUCCACGCUGUUUCUACUCGAUCGCAACUCAUAAAACAAUUUAAAUGUUAACAGAUGUAAGCGUUUUGUAUAUGAUUGUAUAAUUUGUCUAGCUUUAGUACAUCGUUAGUUGUAUACAGUAAAUUAAGUGUACAUACGUCUGUACAUAGCUUGUAAAUACACACGAGAUAUAUAUUUAAUAUAAAGUUUGAUUUAAAGAGAAGUUUUAAAAUAAAAGAAAUUUUUGAAAAAAAAAAUACAAAAAAAAUGAAAUAAAUAAAGACAUA
Vanessa atalanta (red admiral) is the source of this 7733-nucleotide messenger RNA. RefSeq names its product non-canonical poly(A) RNA polymerase protein Trf4-1-like. Gene Ontology annotation, biological process: RNA 3'-end processing. The record is from RefSeq and is a predicted model, not a curated record. The coding region runs from base 122 to 1936 and encodes 604 amino acids. NCBI's taxonomy places the organism in Eukaryota, Metazoa, Arthropoda, Insecta, Lepidoptera, Nymphalidae. The transcript has 7 exons. Gene Ontology annotation, cellular component: TRAMP complex; nucleolus. Gene Ontology annotation, molecular function: poly(A) RNA polymerase activity; mRNA binding.